Molecule: messenger RNA, 2153 nt
Organism: Formica exsecta
Lineage: Eukaryota; Metazoa; Arthropoda; Insecta; Hymenoptera; Formicidae
Exons: 6
Coding region: 891-1787 (298 amino acids)
Source: RefSeq, a predicted model, not a curated record
UUUUUUAAUUGUAAUUUAUAAAAAUGUUUAUACUUGAGAAACGAAAUGAAUAUAUAUUCGAGUGUUAGAGAAGAUGAGCAAGGAACUUGAGUGCAAAAGAUGUGAGCGAUAUGAACAGAAACGAGUAUCGAAAAGGGACGAAUCUGAUUGGUUGCGCCAUGUUGUUGUCAUUUUUAUUCCCGCGAUACAACCGUCAAAAUCGACGUCUCGCGUGCCGCGCCGUCGCCGGCAAACGGAGCGGCUCUUGUCAACUGUCGCGCGAGAAAUAGAUGUCUGUUAUCUGUUAUUGACGCGCGUCAUCACCGUGGCACACUCGUUCUGGCCUCCCGUGCUCCUCCAAUUUCAAAACUAUACGAGAAAGAGUGGUAUCGCGCUCCCGAAAAGAUCGGAUAUGAAGAGAGAGAGGAACGACACGAAGAUGUGCGUUUUUGACAGGACGAAAGGAAAAGCGUGAGAGCGUAGGAAGAUAUAUAUGCAGAGAAAUCACGGACCUCUUGUAUUCGUUGCGUUUCCGAUGUCGAAUGGAUAAAAUCGAAGAGUUCGAUCUACGAACAUGUUUGAUUCCUCCCGUGACACGUUGGAGAGGGAACGUUGAAUGAGGAAUGAGACGCAAAGAUCAUCAAGCUUGACCAUCUUAGGAUAGAAAAUGGAUCUAAUGAGCGUCACUGAUGACGAUAACGCUCGUGAAAGACGAUGAGCAGUAUAUAUCAAAGGUCGAUACGACGCAUCUACUUAGGAUACAUGUGUAACAAAGCCUUGAGCCAACCCCGAAGAACAGGAAACUGUAUUGAAAAAGAUGCUCGAAAAGGAUCCUGCAUAAAUCGCGCGUCGGCGCGUAAGCAUCACUGGGCAACGAUGAAUCUCUGAGCUCGCUGCACAGCGAUACCCUGAUGCACUUCUGGAUCAACAAACCGGCGGGCAGGUACUACGGCUUCACCGGCCGCCGAUACCCUGCCACACCUGUUCCCAAAACACGCAGUCAAUGUCGGCGUGGCGGCGAGCUCAGGCAGAUGGUGACUCCGGUGCGUCGAUUUCAGGGCCUCGCAGGUAACUUCGCAGCUGGAAACGUUUCGUCAGCCGGGCCUAGUAAUAUCAAUAAUUCCUGCCGAAGCAUCGUCGCCCGGUCGACGACGACGACGCCGACACCCGCGCGAAUCCAUAGCAACGAGAAUCGUUCAUCGACGCUUAGCGCCGCCCAACUCGCUCAGCUGAACAACAUCCCCAACAACGUCACUGACGCCAGCAACAAUCAACUGAUUCUAUCCAACACGACUGGUGCGAACGGCACCAACAGAAAUCUACUGGGCUUCUUUGAAUUCAGUGACGCCGAACUGGCUGGCUACCGAUUACGUUGUGCCGUCUGGAUCACGUUCGUCCUAGCGACGGGUUUCGUGGCGGCCGCCAAAUUCUACUUCGGUUAUAGGGGGCCAGGUUUGGAGAUACUCAUGUUUUGCGGACUGUUGAUACUACUGCUAUCAGCAUGUCUGUACUCGAUCUUCUGCCGGCGUCAUGAUCAAAGCCAUUAUCAUCAUGGCAGUCGACCGGAGCACAGUACUCGCAUGCAGGAGGAGCACCUGGCCGCUCUGACAAACGCAUCUGGUAUCGGCGAGACCGUCGUCAGCAGAAUGACGACAACGAUGUCGACAACAACGGCGGUAAGGCAGCAUCCACCGCCGCCACCCUAUCACAUCGCCAUCCUGAUACCGCCGCUGCCACCUACGUUCUCGGACGAGGCGCCGCCGCCCAGUUACGACAAGGUAUGCGAUGAAAUCGCCGGACCAGCGUGAAAUUCAAGGACGGACUCGUCCAAAACCUUUCUUCCUUCGCGACAUUCUCGUGUCUCCGCUACACUCAAGGUGGCGCAAAUCAAUUCUCUAGGAUUAGUAUUAACUUUCACGUCUGUGAUAAGAACGCAAUGACGAUAACACAUCGACAACACAACGGGAAGUCAAGAGGUUCGGAAAAAGAUACGCGCGGCUAUAUUUUCUAGUGGGCAUUAUACGAGGGAGCGGGGGAGAGGAGAGGAGCCGCGCUCCGCCACCGAAUUUACGUUUGUGGUGCGGGUAAACUGUAUUCUAAUGUUUUAUACUUCGAGAUAUUGUGUGAUAUAUUUGACUUAACUUUAGCUUAGCGCGACACAGGUCGUAAACUCU